Messenger RNA from Coccinella septempunctata (seven-spotted ladybird), 2132 nucleotides. RefSeq lists its product as uncharacterized. The coding region runs from base 1039 to 2037 and encodes 332 amino acids. The record is from RefSeq and is a predicted model, not a curated record. The transcript has 2 exons. Lineage: Eukaryota; Metazoa; Arthropoda; Insecta; Coleoptera; Coccinellidae.
UCUGAGAAUUGGUUGCAUUAUUAUUAAUUAUUCAUACUUGUACCUGUCUCUUCGAAGUAGAAUAAUUUCUUUAUUGGAUUUGGCAACACAAAAUCUUCUUAUCAAUAAGCCCGCACAACACCACAGGGUUUUUCCUUUCUGUGCUGUAUUACAUCUUCAUCGACUUAUUGUAUUCACCGGCUAUAAACUAAUACAGUACCUGUUCCUAAUUCGUCGACCUGAAGUUAUCGAGGUUCAUAGUAGUGAGGAAAUUGGUGGAAGCCAUCAUUUACUAUCCUUUUGUGGAUCGAUUCAGCUGUUCCCGAACGAAGAACUCAGUACCAAAUCUUGAGCUUAUUGAGCCGCAGAAAGGUCAGAUCACUCCAUUUAUAAAUUUCUUACGAAAACAUCAGUUCGAAUAACAUAAGAAAAACUGUCAAUAUUUUUUUUUAUUGUAUGCAUAUCUAACUAUCAGCGAAUUAUUAUCUUGUUGCAUUUGAUAUCUAAUUGUAGAUUUGUUUGUGAACUAAACGCUGGCGUGCGCACUUCAGUGUACAGGGCCUACCAGAAAAAUUAUAUCGAUACCGGAUUCAUUCAAAUUAAAUACACCAGAUAUUUAUAACUUUUGUUUCGUGAUUUCUUGUGCCUAAUAUCUAAUUGUGAGAGUGAUAACAUUUCUAUUUAAAUCACGUGGCGUCCAUUAUACAAAAAGAGCUAGCUGGUGCUGACCUCUCCCUAAUAAAAAAAAAAUAACUGGUGAUAUUUAAAUUGGCGCCCAACGUGGGGCCCUGCUCGAUCUGAUUUGAUCUGACCGUGUAUUUUAGUGAAAAUUUUUUUUAAAGAUUUUUCUGGAUAUUGUUUGAUUCAGGUGCUUUUUGGCAUUAGAAUUUCUAUUCUUCCUAUCGUCAGGUUCAGCUGAAUAUUCGAGUAAAAUUUUUUUUUUAGCUUUCAUUUCAUUUCGGAGUAAUUAAUAAUUCGUAGCUCCUUCAGACGCUACAUUCUCUUUAGGAUAUAUUUUAGUAUUUCUUAUUUUGCUGGGAAUAAUUGGCCUCAUCUCAUAUGUCCGAUAUUAAAAUGAAUAUUAACCACCUACUAAAGGAUGAACUUCAACAUGAAUUGUGUGUACGAGGUUUAUCGUUCUCUGAGACAGCUACGGUUGAAACAUUACGAUCAUGUUUGAGAAGUACUUUGAAACUUGAAACUAUGAAUCAAUCGUUCAAAUACCCGGAUUAUAAUUUCGAUGUUUCUAAUGAAUUAACGACCGUGAAUAUAAAAUUAGAGGAACUUCGUAAAAGUCUGGCGAUUGGUAAGGUUAGUAGAGAUAAUAUCAGAUCACGUUCUUUACACUUGGUCCGAAGAUUGGAUAGAAUUCCGGAAGAUAAGUUAGAUGGCGAGAAAGAUAAAACAAAAAGACAAACACUAUCGGAGAUACUUUUGCUUUUGGAUUCUGUUGAAGCUGUUCCCACUAAGUCAGAGGCACUUCAUGCUGAACUUGCCGGCCUCUUGCUAUCAGCUGAUGAACAAUCGUCUGAUUCCUCAUCUGAUCACUUAGAUUUUGAAAUUCCAAGAACUAAUAAAAUUUCAUCUACCCCUGAAAGAACUCAAUAUUUCAAGAAAUGCGAUAUUCAGAAAUGGAAUCUCAAGUUUUCUGGAGAUUCAAAGGGUAUGAGUGUGAAUAACUUUUUGGAGAGAGUAGAGGAAUUGAGAGUUGCUCGUGGUGUUGCUGAAUCUCGUUUAUUUGAGUCAGCAAUAGAUCUUUUUGACGGUAAAGCACUUUUAUGGUAUAGGUCAAAUCGAGGUCGAUUCUCUAGUUGGAAAGAUUUAACGGACUUGUUGCUUAAGCAUUAUCAGCCGCCGGAUUACAAGGCAAGGUUAUUCAAAGAUAUUUUGUCGCGGACUCAGGAUUCUUCCGAGGGUAUAAUUGAAUAUGUUUCAUGUAUGAGAGGUAUGUUUCGACGUUAUGGUGAUGUGGCCGAGGAUAUCCAGUUGAAUAUAAUCGUUCGAAAUUUGUCCCCAUUUUAUUCAACUCAACUUUCGUCUGUUACUAAUUUGCAGUAGCUAGAGGAUGAAUGUUUGAAACUAGAAGUCAAGAAGUAUCGAGCUGAUACUUAUGUACCCCCUUCACGUCGUAGACAGAAUUAUGUUGAUGCUGA